Messenger RNA from Clupea harengus (Atlantic herring), 3177 nucleotides. It is a transcript of the gene tmem86a, whose product is annotated as transmembrane protein 86A. Gene Ontology annotation, molecular function: hydrolase activity. NCBI's taxonomy places the organism in Eukaryota, Metazoa, Chordata, Actinopteri, Clupeiformes, Clupeidae. The record is from RefSeq and is a predicted model, not a curated record. Gene Ontology annotation, cellular component: membrane.
AACAAGCAAUCAUUUUUCAAUAUUCGUUUCAUUCUAGAAAAUAUUCUUAAACUACUAGAUGUCAAGAAACGAUUUGAAUUAUUACGCAUAACUACAGCGUCAUUAGGUUUAUCCGAUGUAAUUUGAUUGCAUGCAGAUAUUACAUCUCCUGUUCAAAGGCAUGGUGCAUAUAAUGUAUAGCCGACACUUUUCAAGAAAUUAAGAGUAAACAGAGACGCUGUAAGGACUUUGGAGUAAAACAGUAGCAUAUUCGACAGAAGAUGGGUCUUCCAUGAGUUACAGAUGCUGUGCCCCUCCCCCUUACUGAUGGCCUGCCCCAAACAAGGGGCACAAAAACAAUUCGGGAUACAAAGAAUUGUGCAGCUGCUAGAUCGCUUGGAUACUUCAAAUUACAUCGAAUUGUCGGCGCUUUGAACACUUACCAGUAACAAGGGUACUUGACAACUCCAGAUAUGGUCUCGCCGGUCACUGUGGUAAAAGCUGAGGGUCCAAAGCUGGUGCCCUUCUUCAAGGCCACCUGUGUGUACUUCGUCCUGUGGCUGCCCACCUCCAGUCCUUCCUGGUUCAGCGCACUCAUCAAGUGCCUGCCCAUCUUCUGCCUCUGGGUCUUUCUGCUGGCGCACGGCGUCAGCUUUUUAGGUGCCCACUCCAGUGCCCGAAAGAUCUUAGCUGGACUCAUAUUCUCUUCUCUGGGAGAUGCCUUUUUAAUUUGGCAGGAGCAAGGCUACUUCAGCCAUGGGCUUCUGAUGUUUGCUAUCACCCACAUCCUGUACUCCUCCGCCUUCGGCAUGAAGCCUCUGAACCUGAGGGCGGGCCUGGUGAUCGGGGUCGUCUCGGGGAUCUCCUACGCGCUGCUGUACCCCUACCUGUCGGGGCCGUUCACCUACCUGGUGGGCGUCUACGUCGCCAUCAUCGGCUUCAUGGCCUGGCGGGCCAUGGCGGGCGUGCAGCUGACCAACGACCUGUGGACGUGGACCCAGCUGUCGGCCUGCCUGGGCGCCGUGCUCUUUAUGGUGUCCGACCUGGCCAUCGCCGUCAACAAGUUCUGCUUCCCCCUGCCGUAUUCGCGCGCCAUCAUCAUGGCCACCUACUACGCCGCGCAGAUGCUCAUCGCGCUCUCUGCCGUUGAGUGCCAGGACGCCGAAGUGGCCAGGAAAAUAGCAUGAGAUAAGAUGCCCCCCCCGCCCCGAUCCCUCCAUUUGCCCCCAAUGCUGCCUCAGUACCCGCGCGUCGUCUGCCACCCACUUCAGGCCUAAAGGAGGACGCAGCAUACCUACCUGCCAGUUAUGGAUUUCCCCCAGGCCAAACCUUUUGCUUCUUUGCAUCCUUUUUGGCAUUUUUGCAUUUUGGGUUGGGGGAGACCCAUAAUAGGAGGGUGUUGGAUGCAUGAUGGGAGCAUUCAUGUACUGAAGGCUGCACUUUUUAGUCUAACUGCCCUGACCCAAACCCCACACCGUUAGUGCCCCUGUCACUCCACACUCCAAUCUGCCCUCACUCUCUAAUGGUCCAGGAUUAGCAUUUCAACCAGAGGCACCUCACCAAUGAAGUCCAAGCGUUGACUGACUGACAAAAGAUGGGGAGGAACCUUGCCCCCCCCCCCCCCCCCUACACACACACACCGCCAGGUAGCAGCCAUGUAUCCAACGUGCUGCCGAGGAAUAGUGUCCUCGUGUUUCUUUGUUUCUCUUGUGUCACUCCACACAACACUUCUGCCUUCUCUUUGCAUUAAUCAAUCGAUAAAUCAAACAAUCAAUUCUCUGUCCUGUGUUCGGUGAAACAGUUACCGCACGCUCUACCAGCGAUGGUGACAGAUCAGGUAGGGGGAGUUUGACCGACUCGCUGUCAGGGAGAGAAGGGGGAGAACAGUUGCGGAGAAUUCAGUGAACAUUUAAUUAUCCUUUGUUGUCGCAGGAGCUGUUAUUUUUCUCUUAAAUGUAUUUUUAUGAGACAUGACUGUGCUCGUGGGGGUGUGCGUGGGGUGGGGGAGAGGGUAAGAUGGAGGUGCUAAAUGGAUGCACAAGUUUGAAAUGCUGAAAGAAGGCACAUUCUGUCUUCUUUAGUCUUGCUGUCAGUGUUGUUCUGCGUGGCUCAUUCGCCACGUGUCUCUCCCCCCUCCAUUUCCGUGUGGUCAGUCUGUCAAACUGUAGCUGUUUCCUCAAGUGCUCCCAAAACAGAAGCUCAGAUGCUGGAGAAUAUUCCUGCAUAGGUUUCUUUGCUUUUGCUUUUCUGGUUCUGAUGGCGCCCCUAUUGCCAGAGCCCAGUCCUUUUCAGCCGACACAAACACCACAGGACAGCGUAACCACAGACCCUGUGUUUAUAAGAAACAGUGUUACACUGUUGCAGCUUUCACUUGCUCACCUGGAAGCCUAUAUUCACUCUGCACCCCCCCUGCAAAAAAAGGGAGAAAAAGACAACUUCACAAAUAUGCGCACAGCAAUGCAUGUCAUUCUUAUUUUACCCUUCAAUGCAAUUUUGGUAUGAGCCACUAUACCUUCUACUAAAGGUUAUGUUAUUGUUAUCAAUGUUCAAACUGUGUUUUAAUGUGUUACCAAAUUGUCAGAGAAAGAGAUUAAGGUUUCUUAUUGGUGUGACUGAAGUAGAAAGUACUUCUUCUGUGUGCCCACUGCUGCGGGCAGGUCAGAGCCUACUCAGGGGAUUUCCCAGUCUCUCCCAAUGGGUGAUUGCAUAGUUACUUGGAACCAUGAUAGUGAGCUGGGUGAAUGUUUCUUUUUGUCAUUACUAUGCCCCUUGCAGUUCCAGUUAUACUUAGACCCAGAGCCAAUGUGCACUGUGCCAUGAAUGAAUUCUCCUCAUACACAAAUGGAAAAGCUAGAUAACAGCAGUCAUUAUUAGAAAAAAUAAGUUGGUUGUCUAUUCAGUUGGAAAUCAGAUCUCCAAGGGACCCUUCGUUGAUGAGGGAAGACUGUUUUGUUGUUUCUUUUUUUUUUUUUUUCAUUUUGUUUUGUCUGCAAAUGCAUUUACUUGCAAAUCCUCAAAUCCUUCUGCUGUACCAGUGUUGCAUGCAGUGCCACUGCUGUAUGUAUCUGUUCUCCAAGCUCCGUCAAGGGUCACAACAAAUGAAAGAAAAAGCAAAACAAACGGAGGAAUAACAAACCUUGAUGGAAAAAAAAGGAUCAGGCCUGUUGUGUAUUCAGCUGGAAUCAGGCGUCAAAUCUU